Molecule: messenger RNA, 7579 nt
Organism: Opisthorchis viverrini
Lineage: Eukaryota; Metazoa; Platyhelminthes; Trematoda; Opisthorchiida; Opisthorchiidae
Exons: 15
Coding region: 28-7431 (2467 amino acids)
Source: RefSeq, a predicted model, not a curated record
CUCUACCAGCCACCCUAACGAGUCUGCAUGUCUGACAAGAAUCUUAACUCCAUCCUCCCGGCCACAUACUUCCCCGAGUGGUGGAACAUUCAUACCCAUCGCUGCAAUCACCAUUCCAGACUGCCGACGUUUGAAAAAGAACAUAGUCUCGGUAGAGCCCUGCUCGGUGACUGGGGUCGCAUUGGUGCCGUCAGUAUCUGUACAAAAGACAAGAACAUAAAGGUUGUUCCUCAAAUCUCCAAUUCGUUAUACGGUCGGUUGCACUACACCGAAUUACCUGCACCUGUUCUACCUGCUCAUUAUCUCCCACAGGACUGUUUUGUCGAAUCCGGCGGGAGCUGUUCGCAAGGAUCGUUUUUAGAUUCGACGGCUGCCUUUGAUGCGGGUUACGGUAACCUUCUCAACGAUGCAUUGUUUGGUGAACAGGCUUCGGCUGCAUUCUUGAUCGGGAAAAUGCAGGGAAUCAUUCGUACAAGUGCUGUAUCGUUGGAUGAAAAAAGCGCAAAAUCCGCCAAGGUUUACGAGUGUCUGGAGCAACUAGAGCACCUGGCCACAGAGGGGUCAAAUUGUUUGAAAUCCAAAGCCCAACGUCAGAUCCUUGAAUGUAUCCGAUGUGAAAUCUAUCCGCCACCGGAGUCCGACGAUGUACUUGAAGAGCAGUGGCUGGAUACCAUCACAGAACCUUCUGCUAAGAGAAGGCGACUUUCCAUCCAUGAAAAACAUCGGGCGAGUGGGCCUGUGUUGCCGGUCAUGCUUUCCAAACUGUGCGAUUUCGAAACGGAGGAGCGAAACACCGACGAGAAUCGUUUACUGGCAGCGGUAGAUCCUUUUCUAAUUAGACUGGCUAGUCGGCUAGUCAAUCCAGUCUUCUUUGGACAUGGGCUACUUCGUACUGCUGGGCGAUUUGUUUUCUGGUCAGUACCUCAUCGUAGCGCCCCACCAUACCUAUGGCUAUCCAAGCUAAGUGAGACCAACCAGUUCAGCCCGAUUUCUGUACCUCUCUCUGAUCUCCCCGUAUCUCAUACCCGCAUGUGUGAACUUGACGUACAAUGUGAUGACGAACUGUCCCUUCGUUAUAACAUUGUUUCUCGCUGGGAUUCCUCUACUACGACAAACAAUGUUGCCCUAACGCGCAUACGAAUUUCGGACGACGGUACGUCAGCACACUUGGAACAAUCUUUUCUACCUCCUCUCCCGAACACUGCCUCUAGUAUUUGCACUAGUCCUUGGACCAAUGAUGCACAAUUUGCCAUCGCAGGCACACACUUGACCCUUUGUAGAGACAAGACCGCAUAUGUACGUCUAUAUUCCCUCUCCGAUGAACCGUCUUUUUAUUGGACCUGUCGCGUGUUCCUGGAUGAUCACACAGACGGGGUCGGUGCUGAAAGUGAAGGUAAUUUGAGUGCACUUGGCCUGUCGACUCUUCCAGAGGAUCCUGUUCAGUCCCUUUUGGACGCACACUUGCAGUUCAUUAAGCCAAUCAACCAAAGUCUUAUUCGAGCCAGUUCGGUAGCGGGCUGGCAAAUGGGGGUUCGUAUAGGUUUUGCCAGUCACCCAACUGAGCUCUGUCUGUCAACCUGUCGGAGACUACUGUUGCUCGACACACGACAAUGCAGCAGUGCCCGUGAGUUAUUCUCCACCGUUGCCAAUCCAGCCGUACUCAACUCGUCGGAAUAUUUUACUUAUGUGGCUCCAAAAUUUCUCGGAGAUGUCUACGCACUAGUUACAACACCGUACAGUACAGUUAUGGUAGAUAAACGUAUGCCAGGACGGACUGUUCUGCACACCCAGCAUAACUUACCAGCACCACCCGUCUACGUAGACUGGUCUACGGCGGCUGCCCAUGUUCGAGAACGACACGAGAUGCCAGAGUUGAUGUUGGCUGCUGUUUCACAGUACCCAGCUGACACGAGUUUGGUCGGUUUUAAUUUCACAUCGGUUUCUGGGCCUCAGCUAGUCGGUCCCAGUCUCAUGGGAGCUCGCUUGACUCCUGGUUUAUGUGAAUUCCACGGAGAGUUGCCCUUGCGACUCGUGAAAGGUGAUGUGGCCAAAGAACGUCUUCUGACCAGUCUUUGUGGUUUGUCUGUGUUGCCAGUGACCGACGAAGGUAUCCAAGUAUUAACUCUCACAUCUCAUGGAGAUCUGUUCCGACAUACCUGGGUAUUUGAGGAUUCACACGCCGCCGAAUUCAGUCAGACGAACCGCGAUCGAAUCAGCCAUUGGUUGUCCAAUUUGAUUUGCCGGCCAACUGACGUCGAGCCGCCGUAUAAGCCAAGUUCAGCCCAGAUUGUGGAUUUGACCCAGCUAUCCAGGUUGGAGACGCCUGACCGAAAUUCGAAAACACCACGAAAGAAGUCACAACAAUCGUAUUGGGAGUUUUCAGACCUUGUCACUCGCGCGGAUUUAUCCCCAGCUUUGGCUAAUCAGAGUGAACAUUUGGUAAACGAUUUAGAGUCCAUCUGGCGGGAAAAUGAUUCAACUUAUAUUGCAUCGACGGAGGAAUCUUCCAGUCAUACUCGUGGAAAAUUGACUGAUGCACGUGUGGCAGAAGAGCGCAAACGUGGCGCCAUCCGCCCCGAUAGAAUGAACCCGCUGGGUAACUACUGGAAUCGCUUCGUCAGUGCUUGUGCGACUUCCGCACGUGCUACCGCACCGGGUGGCGGUGCAGCAAUACUCCACAAAUCUGCGACGGAGUGGCAAGGCCUAACGGACAUGGCUCGUGUGUUGCUACGGAAUUGUCCUGCUAGCCGACUGGCCGUGCUGGAUCACAUGACACCUCUUUUCGGCGAAUAUUUCGUCCUGUGGUGGCAGAAGCAUCAUCAUCAAAAGGUUGGUCAGCAGGCCGCCACGACGGAUAUCUGCGGUGAAGGUUUCGAGGACCUGGUUGCGGCGGAAUCGGUCUUGUGCGCCAUUGCACGUAUGCUUCGCGAACUUGUCCUGCUCAAUUCCGGUUCCGAUGAAUUCGCCUCCGGAGUUUGUUCCUGGGUUCUCGCCCGUCUUCGUCCUGCCUGUAUUGUCCCUCCUACACAAAUGUUGAGCAGUUUGCGACGUCUACUGAAUGCUAAUUCGCGUUCUAAAUCUAGUUUUAGUUGGAAAGUGACUAGAGCAGAUGAAAUUCCAAAACACUUGAGCAUCGAUCCCACAGAACCAGAUUUAGACGACGACGGUAAGAAAAAGGCCCACAGUAGGGUCAAAGAGUCCAAUCUUUUCAGUGUUCCUGGGACUCAUCGACCAACAUCUUCCGACUCGGAAGCCUCUGAUUCGGAGGAUACAGAUGAUGUGGAAUAUUCGUCACCGGAGGUUCCGGCUGCUGCACUCCCUACUUCUGAGCCAACCACAACGGACUCCCUAGAUCUCUCGUCCACUUCAGCAGCCAACAAACAGUUACUUGGUCCUUGGGCACAUUGCCGUGUGCUCAUUGAGUUACUUCAAUUGGCCUACGAGUUAAUCAUGGGGCAUGCUGUUCGCCUUUCCACAAUUCAGUCGCUAUUGGCUAUAGCCACAGUACCGCUGCCGUCCGAACUGUCCACAGUGAUCUUGCCAUCUCAAUCUGGCUAUAUUCCUUCACCCAGUUCUGUUUUGCCCCACUGGGUGGUUAUUUGGAUCUUGUAUCAAGUUUCCAGACAUGAAGAUAAUGGUACCGUUUCCAUUCAACGCCUUGUCGAUCUUAUAUUGGAUGCCUCCGUUCAGUUCCCUUUGGCACCUUCGAUCGUUCUGGACUCGCUUGGGAAUACGCCAGACACAUUGACUGGUUGGUUGGUGGAAAAACGUGUGGACUUACAUUUUUGGAUUACUUCGUGUUUGACGCACCUCCUUUUUCUUGGCGAUCAAGUUGGUGUAUUCGUCUCAGAUUCAAUCAGCCGAAAAGUGAGGAAGUGGAUAACCUCCUCUGCUAACAAAGCUGUGGGUGAAAUAUUUGACGAGCAAGUUGCAGGUCGUCGACUGAUCUCUUUGAUUUUGCAUUUGGGAUUGUUAUCGGUGCCCACUCCACCGUCUGCUCCACCAACUGCGCUUCAAUCCGUUCCGGCUCAGGCCUCUAGCACCUCUAGCCCGGCAUUGCCAAGCCGCCCAGAGAGUCGACAGUACAGAUCUCACGGUCCGGAUCCCUCUUCGUUCAUCUCGGCUGUUCACGAUGGUUCCAGUCCCAUGUUCAAAGCCCCGUUCUCCCAAAGUCCUGCCGGUGGACUCUACGGAAGACAUUUUGGUCCGCGUCAUGCUCAUCAUCCGUUGCGACCAGCUGCUCUCCCGUUUCCUUUUGCGAACCCCCCACCGCCGAUGGUCCCACCUGGAUCUACUCUACCUGGACCGGGUUCUCUUCCAAACCAAACCUCACAGUUCCCUCCAUGGCGUUUGCAAAGCACGCAUACUUCAGUUAGUCCAUCCCCAAUCCGGUCUCGUGGUCAAUCCACAGAAAAGCAGAACAACAUGGGAUCGGAAGCCAAGUCAGGACCGCCCCGGCAGCCGGCCUCGCUCAUAUGGCUGCUAAAUUUAGCCAAGUGUAUUAGGUCUUCCACCAUUUUGGUGGUGAUUGAUGAGUUGGUUAAAUUGGAUGCUGUUCAACUUCAUCAGUUGUUCAGUAGUUUGUACACUUCUUCGGAGAAACAACAACUUCUGCAGAUGACUACUGAUGUGAUUUUAACAGCUCCAGACGGUUCUGGCUGUGAUAGACUACUUACUUUUCUCUUGGAUGCUUCGAUGAUCCGCUGCAUCAAACCGGACGGUCAAGACAACGAGACUGUUGAACCAAAAACCAUCGCUCUUGAGUGGCUCUCAGACACCUGCACACAGCUUCUCAAAGUUGCAUGCACAUCCCUACUCUGUAUGGUUUAUGCCCGUGCUGAAUCGGUUGACACAUUGAAUCGUGGGGGUUGUGAAGGACUGCUUCGUGCUGCUCAACGUCUGGCGACCGCGACAGUUCCCUAUCCUCAGUCAGCACUCACGAACGGUUUCACUGCUCCUCGUGGUUCGAACCUGUUCAAUUACCUGACCAAUCCGAACACACCACCCUCUGUCCUUGUCUGUGUCUGUCAACUGUUGGUUGCGCUGGAACUUACCGUUGAAGUCAAUUUGGUUGUUCGUGCUUUGUUUCACCUAUGUUCGGCUUCCUAUACUGAUCAUCCGGAACAGGAUUCGUCAAUCGCUCCAGCUUUUUUAUUCUUUCCACUAUUGGAGGAAUAUGAGGUGGGUCGGAAUGCUCGGCUUCUUGGUUCUUCUACCUCAUCUAUACCGCCCUUGAUGGGGUUGACAGUGUCGUCAUCAUCUUCGCACACGCAUUCGUUGCUAGUCGACCAGUUGUUGCCGCGAGUAUGGACCUCGGUUGUGGAAAGUCCUACGUGCUGCAUUACAUUACGGAGCUUGUUGUGGCUGGUGCAACGUGAGAAGGUACUGACUUCUAAUCGCUUUACGACCGCAUGUUUGUUGACGGCACUUGCAAGUCAGCUGGUCCCGAUGCUCAAGCUGAUGUGUGCCACAGAUGAUAAAACGGCGAUUGAUUUACUGUUGGCUCUCUUUGAAGAGGCAACUGCUUUAGUGAUUGGCCAAAGACCAUCUCCACGUCAUCCGUGUCCACAACCCGGACUGACGUUGUCUGUUUCAGAGUGCAUUUCUGUCGGAAGACUGACAGUUCAGUUGGCACGGACUCUGCUCAAGCAAUCUACACUCUGUGUCUCCACGCCAGAUGAACUUGCCCGGUCGAUACAACUGUUCCAACGCUUGCAGGACGUGCUGACGGAUUUAGCCGGUCGUUAUCCUCUACUGCGUUCCACCGCGCUCCGAUGUGCCACCACAGCCAACUCAUUCGCCGAAGUAUGUGGAACCAAAUCCGGUGAUUUGACUGCCUUUGUUUCCCCGACGCGAAACUCCGCCUCUGUUCGUUCAUUUGACUGGCGCACACUGGUUACUCCUAACUGCUUGCCGGAUAUAGUGCUAGAUUCAACUAAACGAGGCGCAUGCUUUUCAGUAGAUGGUGAUGAUGCCAACGUCAGUAGUUUGCUUCUGUCCAACCCUCCACCGGAUGGUGCUCUGCACACUGGCCCGGCCAACGACAGCCUAGCUAGAGGCCAACUGCGAAGGCGAGUGAGAACUGCAGAUCAAACGGAAGACUUCAAGCGUCCUCCCGGGACUAAUUUUAGUGGCUCUGGGAAUUCUGAAGGCCCCACACAAAACACAGUUUGGCAUCCAGUCCAUCUCCAUUGGCUACGUCUGAUUGAUCGAUUGAGUGGAGAGUUUAAUACCAAGAUGGUUAGUUGUACCACAAAGACUAAAGAACAUACGACUGGGACUGUUCGACACUUUUCUCAUUUGGUAGGCAACGGGUUGCAAAACUUGCUGCUACCUCAUGGCGCCUAUUUACCACAGACGACGAUUGCUCACUUACCCAAUCCAUUGGCUCUUGUUUUGGCACCGAGUGGAAUCGGUUUGGAGCGUGUCAUCGGACUGUUGCACUGCUUUUGUCCGGAGGUGAAGUCGCAUGCAAUCGGACAGUAUGGACCAGACAACUUGGCCACCAGAACACGUGCAGCAACACGGUUGCUUGAGAAUUCACUUUUCCAUGUGUUACAUACUGAGGAGCAUGUUCAGAAGCAUGAAACUAAUCGGUCAGGCAAUGAUCUCCCGGCUACCGCUUGUGAUGACCCCUUCUUGACGAUGAUCGACAAGCAAGAAUCACUAUUCCCCUCGCCUAAAGUGCUUCUCGGAUUGUUGAUGGGGCUCGAGGCCAUCUGGGCUGGCCCUUUGGCGCCGAAAAUCUCCCUUUCGGAUGCUUUGGCCUACUUUUCCGCCAACGAAGGCAUGUAUGCUCAGGGAAUCUUCCCAAUCAAGUGGUCGCCCGAAGUUUGCUUGGCUCAAGCGAGACGGCUCGCCGUGGAUUACGGACAACGUCGUGUCGAUUGUCAGUCCGCCCUCUUCCGGCUUACCAAGCAGUUACUCAUAGUUUUGUACAAACUAUGCUAUAACCACGAUCAUUCCAUUCAACAAUCUACCAAAGCCUCAACCGGUGAUCAGCCUCCACGCAGCGCUGGCUCUGCGCAUCUUCCACUGGAUCGGCUCCUCUACUGUGUGACUCCACGUGAACUGGCCAUCCUUCUUUCCGAUAUACGACGUAAUCUAAGACUUCGAAUGGCAUUCGACUGGAUUAAACAACGCAAACAGCUAUCCGGCAAUUCCACUGCUGAACAGCUGGUCGACGUGUAUCUGACGGUGGACAACCUACCCCCUCCACCUGCAUUUAUCACUCCGGGACUUCUCUUAGCCGUGCUCCACGCGCAUUUGAUCGAACCCGGAGUUGCUGAGUUGCUUGGCCCACUGCUCAACUCCAUGCACGUCCUUCAUUCUGCUCCUGAUUCGAUCCGAUCUGCGGAACUAAUGAACGAUCCGACCGUUUUAGAGGAAGUCGAUGUCGAUGGAGAAUUGGUUGUGGUGUUGAACGAUUGAAAAAUGGCAGUUUUUUGUUAACCCUGAAAACCCUUAUGCCUUGUAUAGCUCCCAUUUUUUGAGUUACUAUAAUCUCACUCACUGUUAAACUGGUCUUACACUUUUAUCCGUAUAAGAUUUUGUUUUAAGAGAAUUUGGUCAAAAGUGC